CGUAGAUUCGUUGCAAAGUGGCACGUUUUGUGAAAUCGUUUCGUUCGAAAAUUUGAAAAAAUUUGCAUAAAGUAUCAUUGUGAUAUAAUAUUUACAAAACAAAUCUAGUUGUGUGCUGUGCCAUUGAAAAUUAGUGAUAGUACAUUCCAUAAGGAAGACCUAAGACACCAAUCCAUAUGACAUCGAUUAAUUAAUACACCACCGUUCUGCUAAAUGUGUUAAUCUAAGAAUUAAAAAAACUGUCAAGAAAUCGAUAACAAAUAAACAAACUGAAUUGAAUAUAACAACAUAUCACCCCUGCCACAACAAACUGCAGGGGGUUGUUAAUAGUUCUUGGAAUAAAACAUUUUUUGCUGAUUUUCAAAAUUUGAUUAGAGGGUAAAAGGGUGUUAGUGCCAGUCACAAAACCGAUUCUUUCGACAUUAAACUGAAAAUGGAUUUUUAUACAAACAUAGAGCGCCGUAUCGACAAAGACGUGCGUAAAAUGGACACACAAUUGGUGUGGGCACGCGAUCCUACUGAAGGUUACAUUCAAUGUCGUAUAACGGAAAUCGGCGCGAAAGAUUUUGAAGUUACUCCAGUUGACCGGAAGUUCGCGAAACGUACUUGCCACAUCGAUGAUAUUUUUUCUUCUUGCGAAGGACCUCAGGAUCACGAUGACAAUUGUGAAUUAAUGCUACUUAAUGAAGCUACAUUCCUGGAUAAUCUUAAAGUUCGUUAUUAUAAGGACAAAAUUUAUACAUACGUGGCCAACAUACUCAUAGCUGUUAAUCCGUAUCGCGAAAUAAAUGAUCUUUAUUCAUCGGUUACAAUAAAGCAAUAUAAUGGACGUUCCUUGGGUGAAUUGCCACCACACGUGUUCGCUAUAGCGGACAAAGCUAUACGUGAUAUGCGCGUUUUGAAGUGUUCACAGUCAAUAAUUGUAUCGGGUGAAUCUGGUGCUGGUAAAACGGAAUCUACAAAAUAUUUACUUAAGUACUUGUGCCAUUCACACGAUAGCGCCGGACCAAUUGAACAGAAGAUCUUAGAUGCUAAUCCUAUUUUGGAAGCUUUUGGCAAUGCAAAAACAACUCGAAAUAAUAACUCCUCACGUUUUGGCAAAUUCAUAGAAGUGCAUUAUGAUGCAAAAUGCCAAGUUGUUGGUGGUUACAUAUCACAUUAUUUGCUGGAAAAGAGUCGCAUCUGUACCCAAAGUUCGGAAGAGCGUAAUUAUCAUGUAUUCUAUAUGUUACUAGCCGGCGCACCACAACAGCUCCGUGAUAAGUUAGGUUUAGGCAAACCGGAUGAUUAUCGGUAUCUUUCUGGUUGCACUCAAUACUUUGCAAAUGCAAAGACAGAGCAACUUAUACCAACUGCGCAAAAAUCUAAAGACUAUCAGCAGAAAGGUGCCCUAAGAGACCCGAUUAUUGAUGAUUACAAUCAUUUCCAGAACUUGGAUAAAGCGCUUAGCCGCUUGGGUCUCAGUGAUGUGAAUAAAUUGGAAAUAUAUUCGCUGGUUGCUGCUGUUCUGCAUUUGGGUAAUAUAUCAUUUGAAGAAAUACCCGAUGAUGCGCGUGGUGGUUGUCAGGUGUCUGAAGCCUCUGAAGAUUCUCUAACAAUAACGUGUCGCCUUUUGGGUGUGGACCCCACGGAAUUGCGGCAAGCACUGGUUUCUCGAGUUAUGCAAAGUAAGGGAGGUGGUUUUAAAGGCACUGUAAUAAUGGUACCUUUAAAAAUCUACGAAGCGAGUAAUGCACGCGAUGCUUUGGCUAAAGCAAUUUAUAGCCGACUUUUUGAUCGAAUUGUAGCACUAAUAAAUCAAAGCAUUCCAUUUAAAGCUUCCAACUUUUAUAUUGGCGUUUUGGACAUAGCUGGUUUUGAAUAUUUUACCGUUAACUCAUUUGAACAAUUUUGUAUUAAUUACUGCAACGAAAAGUUGCAAAAGUUUUUCAACGACAAUAUUUUGAAAAACGAACAAGAACUAUAUAAACGGGAGGGCCUUAAUGUACCGGAAAUUUCUUUCACAGAUAAUCAAGAUAUUAUCGACUUAAUUGAAUCCAAAUCGAAUGGUAUUUAUACACUAUUAGAUGAGGAAUCAAAACUGCCAAAACCAUCAGCAUCACAUUUCACAACUGAAGUACAUAAGGCUUGGUGUAAUCACUUCCGGUUAGGUUUGCCUCGUUCUUCGCGUUUGAAGGCGCAUCGCAUACUAAGAGACGAGGAAGGUUUUCUUGUGCGACACUUCGCAGGUGGCGUGUGCUACAAUACGGAACAAUUUAUUGAAAAAAACAACGAUGCGCUGCAUGCGUCUUUAGAAGGCCUUGUGCAAGAGUGCGAAAAUCCUUUGUUAAAAACUCUGUUUCCAAGUGGUAGCACCUCACCCCGGGGAAAACUGAACUUUAUAUCUGUAGGUUCAAAGUUUAAAACUCAACUCGCAGAACUAAUGGAAAAAUUAGAGAAGAAUAACGGCUAUAGUCAAUCGCAAUAUUUACCACUAAGCAAACAAAGGGGAAUGCAUUAUAAUUUAGAAUCAAAACUGUAUAAGAAAUUGGAAAGCAAUGAAAAAAGUGGAAUAAAUGUUUUUCAAAAAUUUGGCACAAAUUUUAUACGUUGUAUUAAACCCAACAGCAAAAUGGUAGAUAAGGAGUUUGAAGGUGGUUUAGCUCUAGCUCAGUUGAAAUGUUCUGGUACUAUAUCUGUACUUGAACUUAUGGAACAUGGGUAUCCUUCACGUGUACCAUUCGGAGAUCUCUACAACAUGUACAAAUCGUACUUGCCUCCAGAAUUGGUAAAAUUGCCGGCACGUACGUUCUGUGAAGCUAUGUUGCACUCGCUAAACCUCAGUUCGAAAGAUUUCAAAUUUGGUAUAACGAAAGUGUUUUUCCGUCCUGGGAAAUUCGUUGAGUUUGAUCGCAUAUUAAGAUCAGAUCCUGAAAACCUUUUAGCAAUAGUGACUAAAGUUAAGAAAUGGUUAAUACGCUCUCGUUGGGUGAAAACAAUAUUAGGUGCUGCGUGUGCAAUCAGAUUAAAAAAUCGUAUAAAAUACCGGAAUAAAUGUAUAUUGGUUAUGCAGCGCAUGGUACGUGGACAUUUGGCAAGAAAACAUCAUAGACCUAGGUAUCAAGGUAUUGCAAAAAUAAAUAAAAUUCGUCUUAAUGCCCAAAAGACAAUAGAAAUAGCAACGGGUCUAAAGAAUGGUCGUGAGGUAAUUAUAAAUGAAGUAAACGAUAUAUAUCGCCAAAUCGAGGAUGCCAUUAAAAGCAUAAAGGAAAAUGAAAAAAUUACAUCCAGAGAAAUAGAUAGCCUGCAUACUGUAGUAAUGGCGAAUAUGAAUAAGGUCACUGUGGACUUAAAUAGUAAGCUUAAGGAGCAACAACAAGCAGAAGAACAAGAACGCUUGCGUAAAAUUCAGGAAGCUCUUGAAGCAGAGAGGCGAGCUAGGGAAGAAGAAGAACGCAAAAAGCAAGAAGAAGAAGAGAAUAAACGACUCAAAGCUGAAAUGGAGGCGCGACGCAAAGCUGAAGAACUAAAACGUCUCAAACAGGAAGAGGAAGAUCGCAGAGCUGCUCUAGCAUUACAAGCUCAAUUAGAAAAAGAAGCACAAGAUGAUGCUAAGUAUCGGCAACAGUUGGAGCAGGAGCGACGUGAUCACGAACUGGCAUUACGAUUGGCAAAUGAGUCAAAUGGGCAAGUGGAAGAUAGCCCGCCAGUUAUUCGCAAUGGUCAAAGUGAUGUUACGUCCAUGGUUCCAAACAAACUGAUCAGAUCAGAGAACGUAAGGGCGCAACAACAAGCUUUGGGCAAACAGAAAUACGAUCUGUCAAAAUGGAAAUAUUCUGAACUACGAGAUGCAAUUAAUACUUCCUGUGAUAUUGAAUUACUUGAGGCUUGUCGUCAAGAAUUUCACCGUCGUCUAAAGGUUUACCAUGCUUGGAAAGCAAAGAAUCGUAAACGCACUACCAUGGAUGAAAAUGAACGUGCCCCUAAAAGUGUAAUGGAAGCGGCAACCAAGGCACCACCAUUAAUACAACCGAAACAUGAAAUCACAACAGCCCAACAUCGUUAUUUCCGGAUACCGUUUAUGAGAGCAAACGCACCUGAAAAUACUAAACGUGGUUUAUGGUAUGCACAUUUUGAUGGUCAGUGGAUAGCGAGGCAAAUGGAAUUACAUGCAGAUAAACCUCCAAUUCUUCUAAUAGCAGGCAUUGAUGACAUGCAGAUGUGUGAAUUGAGUUUGGAGGAAACUGGUCUGACUCGUAAGCGUGGUGCAGAAAUUUUAGAAAUUGAGUUUAAUCGUGAGUGGGAGAAGAAUGGAGGCAAACCAUACAAAAAUCUUGGCUCUCAAAUAUUAUAAAAAUGAACAUAUAAACACUUCCAGGAAACAAAAGGCGUUAAAAUAAUUGAAACUAUAAAAUUUAAAAUAUAAUAUUUAGUAUUGAAAAAUUUACUAAAAAUUCAAUAGUGAAAUAUAAUCGAAAAUAUUUUUAUAACUUUUUUGAUAUAAAAAUUUCCAAACAACUGUCAACAGAUGAUUUACUUUUCGAUUUAAAAGUGCCUUUGUGCUUGGAACUUAUAAAUUUCAAUGUUAAAAUAUAUUUAAAAACAGGAACGAAACUCAUUCCAAAUUAUGGAGUUCUUAUAAAAUUACUAAAAUUUAAAUGUAUUGUCUGAAACAGUAUUUUAAAUAAAACGUAUCAAUGUCCAAUA
This is a messenger RNA of Teleopsis dalmanni, 4686 nucleotides long. RefSeq names its product myosin heavy chain 95F (gene jar). NCBI's taxonomy places the organism in Eukaryota, Metazoa, Arthropoda, Insecta, Diptera, Diopsidae. Gene Ontology annotation, molecular function: microfilament motor activity; ATP binding; actin filament binding. Gene Ontology annotation, cellular component: endocytic vesicle; myosin complex; cytoplasm. The transcript has 21 exons. The record is from RefSeq and is a predicted model, not a curated record. Bases 434 to 4333 code for a protein of 1299 amino acids. Gene Ontology annotation, biological process: vesicle transport along actin filament; actin filament organization; endocytosis.